AUGCAGAAAGAAAAAGAUGCAAAUUCUGAACCUGUUCAGAAUUCUGUUGUUCAUGACAGCCCCCAAAGGGCUGCGCAUAGUAACCCCUUACCCAUUCUGGUUGAACCAGACAAUCAGCCCCCAAUAGAUGAGCCUUUAGGGAAUAAUUCCAUGGAAAAAUCCACUCCAAGGGGUUCAGCCCCUAAGCCAAAUAAUGAUACACCUGCUGCCUCAAAAAGACCUCCACCACCCUUUCCUCAAAGGUUACAAAAACAGAAGCAAGAUAAUCAGUUUAGGAAAUUUCUAGACCUCCUAAAACAGUUGCAUGUCAACAUCCCAUUUGUUGAUGCAUUGGAACAAAUACCCUCUUAUGUGAAGUUCAUGAAAGAAAUUCUUUCAAGAAAAAGGAGGCUAGAAGAGUUUGAGACUGUUGCUCUUACACAAGAGAGCAGUCAAUAUCUUCUUAGUAAGAUACCUCAUAAACUAGGAGACCCAGGAAGUUUUACAAUUCCAUGUACUAUAGGAGACCACUACAUAGGUAGAGCAUUGUGUGAUUUAGGUGCUAGUAUCAACUUAAUGCCUUUGAGUGUGUACAAAAAGCUGAAAGUAGGAGAGCCUAAUCCCACCACUGUCACAUUGCAGUUGGCUGAUAGGUCUUUAGUUUAUCCGGAAGGGAAAGUAGAGAAUGUUUUGGUGAAGGUAGAUAAAUUCAUUCUACCUGCUGAUUUUAUAAUCUUAGACUAUGAGGAAGACAGAGAGGUUCCAAUUAUUUUGGGAAGGGCUUUCUUAGCCACUGGUGGGGCUGUCAUAGAUGUUAAGGAGG
This is a messenger RNA of Gastrolobium bilobum, 802 nucleotides long. RefSeq lists its product as uncharacterized. NCBI's taxonomy places the organism in Eukaryota, Viridiplantae, Streptophyta, Magnoliopsida, Fabales, Fabaceae. The record is from RefSeq and is a predicted model, not a curated record. The transcript has a single exon. The annotation marks the transcript as partial.